UACCGAGGCCGUUAAUGUUUAAUGAUGUUUGUCCACCCGCCCCCUAUUAAUGUGCUUUCCCGGUGGUGCACAUGCUGGACGGCUCACUGGGAAGAUGGCUGACGAGAUCGUCCCCGAGCAGGUGCCUGACAAGUUCACCUAUGAUUACGAGACCAUUCGGAAUGGGGGGCUGAUCUUUGCCGUGGUGGCUUUCGUGGUCGGACUCCUCAUCAUCCUCAGUCGGCGGUUCCGCUGCGGAGCAAAGAAAAGAAGGAGACAAGGUGACGAUGACGAGCUGUAGCUGCAGAGCUGCCUGGACUGUCUGGAAAGAGGCUUCCUGCCCAGUGCUCUGUCGGAGUUGUGGGAGUUCUCUCCAGGAGCCAAGCCCCUUGCACCGGAGACAUUAACCCUCUCAGCCCUGCACCUCUAUACAAAUCCUUUUCAUGGCUUUCCUUUGUAAAAUCAGUUCAGUGCUUCUUUCCCUCAAUAAAGCUCCUGCUUAGAGAGGGUUAAAGCUUGUA
Messenger RNA from Dermochelys coriacea (leatherback sea turtle), 500 nucleotides. It is a transcript of the gene FXYD2, whose product is annotated as FXYD domain containing ion transport regulator 2. The record is from RefSeq and is a predicted model, not a curated record. Bases 50 to 280 code for a protein of 76 amino acids. Gene Ontology annotation, cellular component: membrane. Gene Ontology annotation, molecular function: sodium channel regulator activity. The transcript is spliced from 6 exons. Lineage: Eukaryota; Metazoa; Chordata; Testudines; Dermochelyidae. Gene Ontology annotation, biological process: monoatomic ion transport; regulation of sodium ion transmembrane transporter activity.